AUGCUAAAAUACCCCACUUUCGCAUUUUUCUUCUUCUUUAUUUGUCUUGAACCUACUGCUUCAGCUUCUUUUGCCGAAGCUAAUGCGCUUCUGAGAUGGAAAGCUAGUAUUAUAAAUCAAAACAACUCGAUACUAAAAUCAUGGAAUCUUGAAACCAAGAAUUACACCAAUUUUUCUGGCCAUCCAAAAGCAAGUUCAAGUCCUUGCAAUUGGUUUGGAGUUUCUUGCAUUGACGGAAGUGUCAAUAGGUUGAACCUCACAAAUGCAAGCAUUCAUGCCUUCCUCUACGAUUUUCCAUUCUCAUCUUUCCCAAAUCUUGCUCAUAUAGAUCUCUCCGUCAACCGUCUCUUUGGCACCAUUCCACCUCAAAUUGGUAAACUCUCUAAACUUGUCUAUCUCGAUUUAUCAACCAAUCAGUUCAGGGGAACUGUCUCACCUCAAAUAGCUCUCUUGCAGGCACAUAUGGUUAUUUCGCUCCUGAACUUGCGUACACAAUGA
Fraxinus pennsylvanica is the source of this 498-nucleotide messenger RNA. The record is from the annotation of a GenBank genome assembly. NCBI's taxonomy places the organism in Eukaryota, Viridiplantae, Streptophyta, Magnoliopsida, Lamiales, Oleaceae.